AUGGAAAGUGACGAAGCGCUUUCGCACGUCGGCAGACGACAACAAAGUCAAGCAGAUGACACCCAGCCCGACGGAGCAGACCAGACGACCGAAAUAGUCCAGACAAGCGACACUCUGGCACUCGAAACGUCGGAGCACGAUGGAAGGUCAUCGGAUUCGACAGAGGGUUCGAACUCCUUCCAAGAAGCGAGCGAGUUCAUACCACUCGAAGAGACUCCAUCGGGAUAUCCUGAGCUGGAUUGGAAACCACCCAUUUUGCGUAAGUGGUGCCUUCUUUUGGCCAUCGCCUUUUUCGUGGCAUGCUUGACCGGGCUCGCGAUUAUUGUCCGAGUCAACGACACCAGACCGGAGCUUCUGCAUGUCGCCCGAACGCCUAGCCAGCUCGCCUUCCGAUAUGUACCUGCCGCCACCGGCACCGUUUCGUCGAUCUGGUGGAGCUCCUUGACUCGAUCCUAUCUUCGCCUCGUCCCUUACAUUUCUAUGGCAUCUGUGUCAAAUGCUCCCAAGGGUCGAGGGUCACAAGACAACGACACCAUUCAAUCCACGGGGGACUUGGAGGCAUUCUCUCUCUCACCAAGCUCUAUUUUUCGCCUCAUCAAGGAGCGCCCCGUCCUCACCGUGAUCAUGUUUUUGACCUCAUUCUUAGUGGGCAUUUUUCUUGCGCCCCUGAAGAGCACCUUGUUCCAGACAAUACCGGAUUCCGAGGGAUGGACGAUCUAUGUCUCGGACAAAAUUGCAUAUGGAACCAUCGCGCUAUACUCUCUGAUGACGGCAAGCGCCAUCGCCAUACUGAUACGUUUGUGGUCGGUCCGCACGGGGUUGAAGUGGGAGGUCAGCUCAAUCACCUCUCAGCUGGCACUGGUUCAUAAUUCCAACAUCUAUGAGCCUUUCCAUGGACUCGAGUUUGCGUACGACCACCAAUUCUGGAAUCUUGUGCGCUCUUGGCCCCUGAAGUACGGUGGUCUGCGCCUCGGGUACUGGAAGUCAUUGCGCAAGCUGCAACUCCAAACGCCACUCAGUUUUGAAGGCUGCGAGGUUGAUGAUCCAGAACGCUUUCGCUACGCAUCACUCUACAUCGAGCAAUAUGAUAGUGUACUGGCCUUUUUCCUUGCUAUUGGAGUUGCUUUAUUUGUUACUUGCAUUGUUGGGAUGUCACGAGACAUCGCUCACCGUGGAUUCUAUUUCACACCCCCUGUUCUGACAGCCAGCAUUGCACUAGCGCAACAAACUCUUUUUACGUUUUUGCCUGCAUUGCUAUUCGACUUGCUCUCUAUCGAGGUCAACACAGCGGCUUAUUUUUACCGACUGCACCAGCCAAUAGCUAACAUGCAAAGCCCGGUUUCGGCCGAGAAAAGCGUGUUACUUGACUAUGUUGGUCGAAACGCAGCCAGUGCCAUGCUAACGGCAGCUGCGAACAAACAUUGGCGGGUCGCGUGGUUGAGCUUUCUCGACAGCGUAUCUGCAAUUCCUCUUAUCUUGGUCGCGAACGCAGUUAACGCUGAAGAAACACCUGACGGUUGGCAUGUGAACGUUACUGGGGGGAAGUUUUACUCGCUCUUUGCCUUGUUAAUCGUUUACUGUGUCUCCAUCGUGCUGUGCAGACCGCCGCCGGAGUAUCGGACCCUCAUGGUGGUAUCUACUCUCGCUGAACUCUUGACCCUGUGCUAUGAUAGCCACAUGCUGGAUGGCAACGAGUUCUCCGUCCAGGAUGCAUCGGACCGAGAAAUUCAUCUCGUCUCGAAAGUGCAUCUCGCGAAGCGAAAAUAUCAAUUCGGCCUAUACAUGGGUCGAGAUGGGCGAAGACAUCUAGGAUUUGAUGCCACAAGCGACAGGGCAAUAGAGGGUGAUGUGCCUCCCGUGUAUGGCAUUGAGCCAGGAAGGGCUAUAUAUUUCACCUCGAGGCCUUUGUGGCUCCGCCCUCCUGUUGUUAAAUAUCCCGAAGGGGAGGAUAUUUCCAUUUAG
This is a messenger RNA of Penicillium salamii, 1962 nucleotides long. The record is from the annotation of a GenBank genome assembly. Lineage: Eukaryota; Fungi; Ascomycota; Eurotiomycetes; Eurotiales; Aspergillaceae.